This is a messenger RNA of Pocillopora damicornis (cauliflower coral), 2500 nucleotides long. RefSeq lists its product as uncharacterized. The record is from RefSeq and is a predicted model, not a curated record. Lineage: Eukaryota; Metazoa; Cnidaria; Anthozoa; Scleractinia; Pocilloporidae.
AAAUGAAAUCCGCGGCUAAUAUGCCCUUUAUAUUCUAAUUGCCUUCGCAGUAACGAAGACCCAUCUAUUGAGGCGAUUCCUAAACGAAGAUUUCAUCCUUGGAUGCGAAACCUUGCGUCGCUCGUCGGCGUUUGCGAUCUUUAGAUGUGUACUUGUGAAAGCUUUGUCGACGGGCGCGAAAGGGAAGUAAAUUUGAAGCUUGGCAAGGAAAAUCAUCGCGUGAAAGUUGUGUAUGAAGCUGAUCUCAUAUGAUCAUGGAGUCAGCUCCUGUGACUGAGAGCUCUUAUUCCACAUCAGCUAAUGCACAGAGUGAAUCUAGCAGUAUUGUGAAGGAACCUAAAGCACCAGAGGGAACUCUAUUGCGUCAGGUUCAGGAUGCUAAAGAAAGUAUUACUGUUCUUAAAAAUCAGGUCUCUUUUGCAAACCAGUGUCUUAGUCUUCUUCGAAACCAAAUGAAGCACGCCUCUGACACCCUGAACAUUCUUCAGGAUCAAGUUGACCUAGCCCAAAGAACUGUUAGCACUUUGACAGAAGGUAGUGCCACUGGAUUGGCAAUACCACAGCCACAGAGUGCAGCAGCUACAGCAGGAGUGAGUAGGUCUCAACCAUUAUGGGUUCCUCCCACUGUAACAUCUGAUGAACAGAAGGUGAUUGUUCAUGACAGUGAGGGGCCUAAGGUAUACACGUUGAGCAAGUCAAGUUUGUCGUUAGGGAAUCAAGCUGCCACUCCAUCAGACUGUGCAACAUCACAUGAGCAUGGCCAAGUGCCAUGUGUUAUGCAUCAAGUCCCAGUGCAUUGUCACUGCUCAACAUGCCUUUCCCGUGCAAAUGUCCAUCAUGUUCCACAGGCAUUUCAUUCCCAAUGUCAUGCCUCUCCUGCCAGAGCUAUCAUCCAAGUAGGUCCAGAUGUGCCUCCACCUCCACUUCAUGCGGUGAGCAUGUCUCCCAGCAGUGUGGUGGUAACGGAACCAACAAAUGUUUCAACAAGCCUACCUCAAUCCAGUCCUACCAGUAAAAGUGCACCGAGUCAAGAGGAGAGCAAAAACAGCUCAAGCAAGGAUGGAAGUUCUUCAAGGAAAGAGUCUGCUUCAACUUCUCCAAUGGCACACCAGUUACUUCAGGUAAUUGAUGUCUUGCAAACGGUUGAUGAUGAAGUUGGUUGCUCCCGCAGGUCUACCACACUUUCGUCCAUGUCUCGUGGUGUCCCUGUUGGUUAUGCAAUGACAGGUGAUCACCUUAACAUCCCAUAUGGAGGUGGUGCUGUCUCUUUCCACAAGUUUUCACGAAGACAUCGCAAGCAAAGCAUGAGUCCCGCUAAGGUGAUAUCCUCUGAAUCUCUGACAGCAGCAUUUCAAGAAAAGAACUCUUCAGUAAAAACUGUGCUCAGAGAUCACUUAGAGUUGAUGAGAGUGCCUGCUCCUGUUCUGGCUGCUACCCUUGAGCCAGAGUUCCUAGUGGUUCCAUCCAGUAGCUACUCUUAUGACAGCCCACCAGCAUCAGCGACUGAUCGCCCUGAAAAAGAGGAGGACGCGAAGGAGAAAACAAAAACGUUAACCGAAAGCUUAUUGGUCGAGAGGGUCGUGUCAUCUUCAGUAACGCGCGAGGAAACUGAUACCGUGUCUUCAGCCCGGUCACAUGUACCACCCGAACAGCCAAGCGGUGCUCCAGACGGAAAAAGAGUUUUGGAGGAAUGUAGAACCGAAGGAUCGUGUAAUAUAUUUGAUGACAAAUCACAACCAAUUCGAGUUUCUAGUGAUUCUCUUGGCUACGUCUCGCUUACGUCUUUGCCGGAGAAAAACAAACAAACAGACACGCGGGUCGAUGCAAACGGCCUUUCUUCACCCAAUAGGAGAUAUACAGGAACAAGCCCCCUAAAUUCAGAUGUCGGUAUGCCGUUCAUUUCACCUAAGACUGAAGCUAUUAGUUCUGCACUGAACAAUUCGACUGAGCCUGUGUCGUUGGCAGCGGUAGUUUCCAAACUGGAGCAUGCCCCUGAAAAGUCUCCAGUUUUGUCCUCAACUUGUCACAUGACGGCCUCCCAGGCCCCACCCAUGGCCGUUAUCUCUUUACCUAAUAACGCUGAAAGCUCAGUUACGCCUCAAAAAAUCACGUCUCCAACAAAAAAACCGAUCAUUCUGUCGAGACGAUCGUCACGAAGUAGCGAACAAAACAUUCCCCAGGGGCUCGUGGUACUCGUCCCUACGAUAGAGGAUGCCAAGCGUCUGAUAGCAUCCACGGGGGGUAGUUCAGACGGCCACACUCCUGUGUUAGUUCCUCAACAUAUGUUAAAUGAGAUUCACACGAAAAACGCCGUUUCCGAAGAUGAUCGGGACGUGCAACGGCAAAUACUCGGAAAGCGAAGUCGUGAUAUGGUUUCCCCUCCGUGUCCCCCCCAGCCAAAGAGAUCGGCCGUUGAUUCAGUUGUUAUCGAUUGAGAUGCGUUUUGUAAAUAUGGAUUUAUCGAGAAGAAAUAUUUAUUAAAGUGUCUUAGAGAAGUAAA